Selaginella moellendorffii is the source of this 330-nucleotide messenger RNA. RefSeq names its product EG45-like domain containing protein. The transcript is spliced from 2 exons. Gene Ontology annotation, cellular component: apoplast; cell wall. The coding region runs from base 1 to 330 and encodes 109 amino acids. Lineage: Eukaryota; Viridiplantae; Streptophyta; Lycopodiopsida; Selaginellales; Selaginellaceae. The record is from RefSeq and is a predicted model, not a curated record. Gene Ontology annotation, biological process: systemic acquired resistance.
AUGUUUUUCUCUGAUCCACCAGCAUCAGCUUGCUAUGGCUAUGGUUCUCUUCCAUCAGAUUAUAGCUUUGCAGCAGCGGCUCCAUCUAUUUACAGCAAUGGAGCCGCUUGCGGACGCUACUACUGCGUGAAAUGCACGAGCAAUGGCUGCAGGAACAGCAAUGUUAUCCGCGUGAAGAUCGUGGAUCUUUGCCCGGGCUGCCCAGGUGCCUUUGAUCUCUCCCAGCAGGCAUUUGCAAGAAUUGCAAACCCAGAUCCUGGCACAUUCUUUGCACUAGUGGACUUCAGCCAUGGAUUGCCCAUCCUUGACGCUCCCGUCGACUCUGGUUAA